UCUCUUCGAAUGAGCAAGGGACAGACGAGAUGCCAAAAACUCGAGCAAGAAUCAUCAUCGGGACUUCUGGAAAGCUUACGUACUGAAUAAAAGAGAAAAGCGAGAAAAAUACAAGCCGGGGAGAAACCACGAAGAGGCAUAAAAGCUGCGUGCUUUUUCUCCUCCAACUUCCAAGAGCGGUGACCAUGCAGCCUUUGAGCUAGUGCACGAUUAUUGUUUCGACUUAUCACCUACUGAGUGAUCAGUUUGAGAAAGGAAGCUAAUAAAAGCGAAAGGAAGAACCAAUAAAGACGGUUGUGGCUGAAAGUAAUGAUCGUGCGAUAUUAAUCUUAGAUCAAGAUUUCUUUUCCUCUUUGCGUUGCUUCUUUUUCACCGUUUUUGGAAUCGCUGGGACAUUUCUCCAAACCUGGAAGUGAAAAAUCCACAUGGUCCAGUCAGUCGCGUGAAAGUUGAGUUCUUCAGAAUUUCCUAACAGGUGCCACGUGAUGAUGGUAGAAUCAGCAACUGAGACCAUUCGGACAACUCCCUCCAAUCAAAAUGGAGUCAGCAGCCUGAGCAGCCAAUCGGACAGCGGCGGGAGAGAGGGCGGGUCUAACGGGGACGCCAAUGGGGAGAUCAGCCCAGUGGAUUUACUGCACCUCCAGCAACAGCAGGCCCUGCAGGCGGCUCGCCAGUUCCUCCUCCAGCAGGCCACAGGACUGAGCUCCCCCAGCAGCAACGAGGUCAAGCAGACACCCGUUCAGGUGCCUGUGUCGGUGGCCAUGAUGACCCCGCAGAUGAUCACCCCUCAGCAGAUGCAGCAGAUCCUGUCCCCCCCUCAGCUCCAGGCUCUGCUCCAACAGCAGCAGGCCCUCAUGCUGCAGCAGCUGCAGGAGUACUACAAGAAGCAGCAGGAGCAGCUGCAUCUCCAGCUCCUCACUCAGCAGCAGCAGCAGCAGCAGCAGCAGGCAGGGAAGCAGGCCAAAGAGCAGCAGCUGGGAGGGAGCAAGCAGCUGGCGUUCCAGCAGCAGUUGAUCCAGAUGCAGCAGCUGCAGCAGCAGCACCUCCUGAACCUGCAGCGUCAGGGCCUGGUGGGGCUUCAGCCAGGCCAGGGGGCGGUGCCCAUGCAGAGCCUGCAGCAAGCCAUGUGUCCGGCCGACCUGCAGCAGCUGUGGAAGGAUGUGGCCGGCGUGCAGAGCCCUGACGAGGCCAUGAAACACGAAGGCCUGGACCUGAGCACCAACAGCUCCAACUCUACCUCAUACUCGGCCUCCAAGGUCUCACCUCAGAUAUCCCAUCACUCUCUGCCAAACGGACAGAACUCUGUUCACACUCCAAAGAGAGACAGAGCAAGACUCUUUGAAUGGAUCUCGUCCUUCUCCAAGGCUGAGCCCGCCGAAGAGCACCUCACGCCUUACUCGAAAGGCGCUUACCUGCAAAACACCCACUCUUCUCACGAGGAGCACACGGGCUCGCACCCCCUCUACGGUCACGGUGAAUGCAAGUGGCCCGGCUGUGAGGCUCUCUGCGAGGACAUGGGCCAGUUCAUCAAGCACCUGAACAGUGAGCACGCCCUGGACGACCGCAGCACGGCCCAGUGCAGGGUCCAGAUGCAGGUGGUGCAGCAGCUGGAGAUCCAGCUGGCCAAGGAGAGCGAGCGCCUGCAGGCCAUGAUGACCCACCUGCACAUGCGUCCAUCUGAGCCAAAGCCUUUCAACCAACCUCUGAACCUGGCCUCCAGCGCCUCCCUGCUGAAGCGGGAGAGCGAGGCGUACCCGGAAGGUUUACCUCACCCCCCGACCUCGGCCGCAGCCCCCAUCACCCCGCUACGCCAGGGCCCCUCCGUCAUAAGCUCCUCCAGCCUGCACGGGGUGGGGCCCAUCCGCCGACGCAACUCUGACAAGUUCUGCACCCCCAUCGCCUCAGAGCUGGCACAGAACUGCGAGUUCUACAAAAACGCUGAUGUCCGACCUCCCUUCACCUACGCCUCGCUCAUACGACAUGCCAUUUUGGAAGCCCCUGACAGACAGUUGACUCUCAACGAGAUCUACAACUGGUUUACGCGCAUGUUCGCCUACUUUAGGAGAAACACAGCAACAUGGAAGAAUGCUGUACGCCAUAACCUGAGUCUGCACAAGUGCUUUGUGCGAGUGGAGAACGUGAAGGGGGCCGUGUGGACUGUGGACGAAGUCGAAUACCAAAAGAGGAGACCACCAAAGAUGACCGGAAGCCCCACUCUGGUGAAGAAUAUGAUUUCUGGGCUGGGCUUCGGAUCCCUCAACGCCAGCUACCAGGCGGCCCUGGCUGAGAGCAGCCUGAACCUGCUAAACAGCCCCACCCUGGUGAACACCUCCCCCGGCGCUAGCCUCAACAUGCUGCACGUGGGUCACGAUGAUGUCAGCAGCACCGUGGAGCAGGUCAACAGCAACGGCAGCUGCAGCCCCGGCCUCUCCCCCCAGCAGUACAGCCACCAGAUCCAUGUGAAGGAGGAACCUACUGAGAUGGAGGAAGACAGCAGACCUGUGUCGCUCAUGGCAACAGUCACCCAGAACCUCGCGUUGCCUGGUGACGAGCGGGAGAUGGAGGAGGAGCUUCCGGCGGAGGAGCUGGAAUAGAGAGGGCGGAGUUCGGCAGCGCGCCUCAUCCCCAUUGGUGUAAAGUAGAACGACCACAAAAAAAGAGAAAUACAAGAGAAAAAAAAGAAACGACACAAAAAGCAAGAAAAACAAAGAAACAACAAAAAAAAACAGGGUUAGACCUCAUCCGCUCACAAACGUCAGUCUGCCACUGCACGUACUUGGGGUGUGCACAUCGAGCAAAAAAAAAACGCUCUUGGAACAUUGAUUUCGUUUGGCUUUUUUU
This is a messenger RNA of Megalops cyprinoides (Indo-Pacific tarpon), 2841 nucleotides long. It is a transcript of the gene foxp4, whose product is annotated as forkhead box P4. Gene Ontology annotation, biological process: regulation of transcription by RNA polymerase II. The coding region runs from base 486 to 2594 and encodes 702 amino acids. NCBI's taxonomy places the organism in Eukaryota, Metazoa, Chordata, Actinopteri, Elopiformes, Megalopidae. Gene Ontology annotation, cellular component: nucleus. The transcript has 18 exons. Gene Ontology annotation, molecular function: RNA polymerase II cis-regulatory region sequence-specific DNA binding; DNA-binding transcription repressor activity, RNA polymerase II-specific. The record is from RefSeq and is a predicted model, not a curated record.